This is a messenger RNA of Sporisorium graminicola, 1026 nucleotides long. RefSeq lists its product as uncharacterized. Lineage: Eukaryota; Fungi; Basidiomycota; Ustilaginomycetes; Ustilaginales; Ustilaginaceae. The transcript has a single exon. The coding region runs from base 1 to 1026 and encodes 341 amino acids. The record is from RefSeq and is a predicted model, not a curated record.
AUGAAGCUCCUCACCACCGCCCUCUCGGUGCUCGCCGCCUGCUCGGCCCUCACCACCGCCACGCCCCUCGUCAAGCGCCUCCCCACGGGCCCCGACCCGGCCUACACGCUCCCGCAAUCGCAGCUCGCCUCGGUGCUCAGCUGCCAAACCGGCUCGCCCUCGUCCCAGACCAACCCGAUCCUGCUCGUCCCCGGCACGGGCACCACGGGCCCACAGUCGUUCGACUCGAACUGGAUCCCGCUGUCGGCCUCGCUGGGCUACUCGCCUUGCUGGAUCUCACCGCCGCCGUUCAUGCUCAACGACACGCAGGUGAAUGCUGAGUACAUUGUGAAUGCGGUCAAGACGCUGGCUGCUGGCGGAAGCGGCAAGGUGCCGGUGCUGACGUGGUCCCAGGGCGGGUUGGCGGUGCAGUGGGCGCUCACGUUCUUCCCCUCGAUCCGCACGCAGGUGGACCGGCUCGUGGCGUUUGCGCCGGACUACAAGGGCACCGUGGAGGCCGCGUUGCUCACUACGCCUGGACUCGCGAGCCAGUCCGUGUGGCAGCAGCUGGCGGGCUCGGCACUCACUACCGCCCUUGCCAACGCUGGAGGGCUGAACAAGAUCGUCCCCACCACCAACAUCUACUCGGCCACCGACGACAUCGUCCAGCCGAUGAUAACCAACAGUCCGGCCGACUCGGCCUACCUGUUUGACGCCAAGAACGUCCAGGCCCAAUCCGUGUGCGGCCCUCUGUUCAUCAUCGACCACGCCGGCUCGCUCACCUCGCAGUUUUCUUAUGUUGUCGGCAAGUCGGCUCUGGCCUCUAGCACGGGGCAGGCGCAGAGCAGCAACUAUGGGCUGCCGGACUGCAACCCGCUGCCCGCGGACCAGUUGACCGCGGAGCAGAAGCUUCAGGCCGAGGGUCUGCUGCUCGUCGCGGCAGGCAAUCUCCUGGCCGGUCCCAAGCAGAACUGCGAGCCGGAUCUGAUGCCGUACGCGAGGCGCUACGCCAUCGGCAAGAAGACCUGCUCCGGCGUCAUUCAAUAA